Molecule: messenger RNA, 14163 nt
Organism: Bursaphelenchus okinawaensis
Lineage: Eukaryota; Metazoa; Nematoda; Chromadorea; Rhabditida; Aphelenchoididae
Source: the annotation of a GenBank genome assembly
AUGUGCUGCACAGCACCAUCUACCUCGCACAGCACGUGCUGUUGCGGGCCUGGAAGGCCGGUUGGGUUGAAUGGUACUGAUGGUACUGUGGAUCAACAAAUUGAGCAGGAUGGUACUGGUAGUACUGAAAAGCCACAAUUUGGUCAGAAGGGUACUAAUGGUACUGAAAGUCAACAAUUCGACCAGGAUGGUAAUGAUGGUACUCUAAGUAAAAUUUUUGAUCAAAUUAGUAUUGAGGACCAAUAUAGUACUACAAAUCAACUUUUUGGUACCCCUGGUACUUUAAAUCAACGUCCUUAUAAACCAGGGGACCAAAAUCGAAAUUUUUGUCAUCAUGACCAAAAUAUGUCAUCCAAUGGCAAAUUACAGUACGAAAAAGAUGACAUAGGGUUAGAAGACGACAUUUCAUCAUACGAUGACAUUUGCUGUCGUAUGAAUCAGAUCUCAUGUAGUACUACAUCUGUUCAAGCAUCUAUAGCACCUUCAAAGCAAGUUACAGUACGUCCAAGAACAGUGCCGUACAGGCGAUACAACAACAAUGAAAAGUGCUUUAGUACUCCAUGGUACCAUACAAAUGAAGAAGAUGGUACAGAAAGUGCAGAUAAUUUCUACAGUAACCUUGUACAGUAUGAACCAACGGCAAUUACUUUACAGUAUAAGUCAGCAUCAAAAGGCUUACAGUAUGACCCAACAUCAGAACCUCUACAGUACACUACUACUUCAAAAACCCUACCGUAUGACAUAGAAGAUCUACCUCAUUCAAGUACACCACCAAGCUACAGUAAGCUCAAGAACAACACCUAUGUAAACCAACACACCACAGAUGGCACAGAAGAUCAAACUCAAGAUACGACGAUCACUGAGCUAGAAAGACAAAUUCUACUACAGAAAAAAAGAAGACUUCAACGAGAGCUAAGAAGAAUCGCAAAGAAAGAAAAGAAAGAAAGAAAAUUAGUAAGUCAUUUUUAGAAAAAGAUUUUGAUUUUUUAGCAAUUACUUUCUUUACAAAAGUUUUAAAGUCGUAUUUCUCGUAUAAUUUGUCAUCCGCAGGCUGCAAAAUAAAACUUUAAAACUUUGUGUUAAAAUAGCAAAGACUUUCUUUACAAAGAGUAUUUUUUUAAAAACGGCAAGAACUUUGUUUACAAAACCCUUAAAAACGCAGCCAUCGUAUAAAUUGUCACCCGCAGGCUGCAAAACUAAGCUUUUUUUUGUGUUUUUACGUAAAAUGGCUAGAACUUUCUUUGCAAACAACAUUUUUUUUGAAACGGAAAGAACUUCAUUUACAAAACCUAAUUUUUGAAAAAAUGGCAAGAACUUUCUUUACAAAACAAAUAACAGCAAGAGCUUUCUUUACAAUUUUGGCUACAAAAAGCAAAAGCUAAUUGACAAGUUGUACCUAACCUUUAAAAACUUGUUAUUACCUUUUCACUACAAUUUCUUUUCAAAAAUUCAAAGAAAAAUUGUAUUUUCAAAAAUAACUUUUGAGCUCGAAAUUGUAAAUGUAAAGCGCAGUAAACACUCGGUGUAGUUUUUCUGUCUUAAUUGGGGGCCUGUUUACAUUUAUAAUAUUAAGGCAUGUGACAUGUUUUGCAGAAUUUUGAAAUUUUGGGGUUUGGGCGCAAGAACUUUCUUUACAAAAUCAAAAAUGGCAAAAACUUUCAUUACAAAUCAAAAAAUGGCAUGAACUUUCUUUACAAAACGAGAAAUUGCAAGAACUUUCUUUACAAAACCCAAAAUGGCAUGAACUUUCUUUACAAAACGAGAAAUCGCACAAAUUUUCUUUACAAAUCAAAAAAUGGCAAGAACUUUCUUUACAAAAUAAGAAAUGGCAAGAACUUUCUUUACAAAUAAAAAAAUGGCAAGAACUUUCUUUACAAAACAAAAAAUCGCAAGAACUUUCUUUCCACCGACCAAAAACCGGUCGAUUUGUUGCGUUUCCUUUUAAACACGCAAUGACUUUGUUUCCGCGCUAAUCCCCCCACUGUUAUAAAUUGGCAGUAAUACGAAACGACAUUACACCUGUUACCUUCGCAAGAUACGAAGAUUACUAAUAAGCGUUAAGCCGGAUCGACCGAAGUGAACUCGUUUUGCAAAUAAGUGUAAACAAGGCUAUUCGACUUGUUUUUGAAACUCGAGCCGAAUCUAAAUUUAAAUUCGUAAUUUCAUAUCUAAUUAGGCAACUUUGGGUGUCAAGAGUGUUUGGGCGGGGGAAAGGUUCUUUGUUUUGAGGUUUUGGACUUUCCUGCGGAUUACUAUUAGGUACCGACAUAAAGAACCCGCCAUUUUUUACAGGAAAUUACAGGUAAAGUAUGGCGGGUUCUUUAUGUCUGCGCCUAAUGUUACAGUAAAACUUCUCUAACGAAUCGCUGAGAUUUAAAACGAGUUCGUUAUGAGAGGUUUCGAUAUACAGAAGUGCUUUAAACAGUGGUUUCACUGUAUCACCAAAUGCUAUGUUUUGCAGCCGGCGAGUGACAAGUUAUACGAUGAACAUUUUUAUUGCAAUUAGGAAAAAAGUUCUGCUCUAUUCUUAGUCUAUGCUUUAACCUAAGCCUAAGCCUAAGCUUAAGCCUAAACCUAAGCCUAUAGCAAAGCGUAAGCCUAAGCCUCAGCCUAAGCCUAAGCCCUAGCCCAAAGAACUAGCUCAGAGCCUUUGCCUUGCCUUGCCCUAAAUUACCCUAUCUUACUUUACCCUACUCUACUUUACUCAACCUUACUUAUCUCUGUCCAGCGAUAAUUUGUUACCGUAUCUAUUCUUCACGAUUCUCAAUAUUACUGUAGCCUUUCUCUUUUCUCCAACCUCAUUAUAUUACUGUAAUCUCUUUAUUUCUCCAGAAACCGUUUAGUCAAUGUCACGACAUUUACCGUGGCCCCCCUAAUCUCUGUGUUUCUCCGGGAUUAGGCCACCGAAUCAUGUGGCCAUAUUAUCUGUUCUGAACACCCACUGAAAGCCAAAACUGAUUGUUUCGUUUUUCGGGAUUAAAACGCUCGAAACACACCGUGUUACGUUGCGUUUACUGCAAAUAUUUUAAAGAAUUUUGGUCGAAAUUUUAAAGUCAAAAAGAAAGUUCUUGCAUUUUCUGUUUUGUAAAGAAAGUUCUUGCCAUUUUUUGUUUUUUAAAGAAAGUUUUUAGCUAUAUUUCAAUUUGUAAACAAAGUUAUUGCGAUUAUUCUGAAUCCCCUGGUUACAGUGUACUAUUAUUUACCUUGUGACAAAGUUUAGUUAAAUUUUUACUGCUGGAAACAAAGUUAUUGCGUUUUUUCUGCACCGCGGUUUCAAAAUGUCUAUUAUACGCUUUGUUGCUAAAUUUUGUGAAAUUCAGACGUAUGUAAACUAAGUUUUUGCGUUUUUAUUGAACUAUAUUUUAAAAAUGUUUCUUGUACGCCAUGCGACUAAUUUAUAAUUAAUUCUGACGUCUGGAUACAAAUUUAUAGCGCUUUUUGUGAACCAUAUGAAAACAGUUUCAAUUUUUCACCUGGUAACAAGUUUCAUUUAGAUUUUGUUCGUUGUAAACAAAGUUAUUGCGUUUUUUCUAAACUACGCUAUGAUAAGGUCUAUUAUGCGCCUUGGGGUUCAAUUUUGCUAGAUUCUGGCAUCUGUAAAGAAAGUUAUUGCAAUUUUUCUGGGCCACGCUAUAACAAGGUAUAUUGUGCUCCUUGUAGUUAAAUUUUAAUUAAUUAUGACAUUUGUAAAGAAAGUUAUUGCGGUUUGUCUAAACCUUAAAAAUUGGUCUUUUUACGGUUUUUUUUAUUUGCUUUAAUGGAUCAAAUUUCAGUACGCACCUCAAAAGCCGCCUCGAGGCAUGAAACGGAGACGAAAGCCGGCCCCAACCCUUUCCAGGUUCAACUCAUAUUUCUACAUAUUGUUGUUGUUGUUCAUGAUAUUCACGUCUUCAUGUUGUCAUGUGCUAGAAACUGGAUCUCAAAAUGGUUUAGCUGGUCUACAUAGCGGUCCUAGUGGUAUUGGUAGUAUGAAAAAUGGUCCUAUUAGUACUCGUAGUAUGAGGAAUAAUUUUGGUAGCAAUGGACCAUAUGGUACUCAUAGUGCGUAUAGUACUAAGAAAACUUUCGAAGCAAAAGAUGCCUACAGUAAUGCUGAUGGUACUGGUGAUCCUACUAGUCUUGGCAGUACCAAAAACCAACAAAGCGUCGGAGAUCUACAACAAAAGUCGCCCAAAACCAGCGGAAUCCCAGAAAAAGGUGACAUAAUUUACAAAACUCGUCUAAAAGCCAUCUUAGCCAAACUGCCCGAAGCUGAAAAUGGUGUUCAGCAUAGUCCAAACCUUCUGCUUCAAAACCCACGCGACCAGGAUUCUACGUCUAGUCCACUUUCCACAAUACAACCAGUUGAAGAUGGUGCACUUGGCGAAAAAUCGACAAAAUCCAAGCGCACGGUCCAACAAAUCGGUCAUCUGGACGAGAACGGUCGAAUUGUAGUCGAUAUGAAAGUGGACACACCAAAGCUUUUUGAAACUCCAGAAGGCGUGAAUCUUAAAAAUGGGCCAGUCCGGCUGGAUUCGGCCGCUGCGGCCGCUCUUUUGAGUAACGACCCGGAAGCGUUGGCGAGAUUGGCCAAGAUUUCGGGGAAAGCGGUGGAUCAAUUGAGCGGUUCUGAAUCGACCAGUAAACCUAAGUUAGGUAAUGGCUUUGUAAAUAAUGGACAAAAGAAUGGCGGUUCAGAUGAUAAGAAAAAAGUAGAUGAAAAAUCGACCGGUCGAGAGAAAUUAGCUGAAAAUGCGGCUGAAAGUGGUGAAAAUGGGCAAAAGUUGGAGAAAAACGCCAAAAAUGAUGACAAAUCAGCUGGAAUUGAUGACAAAAAUUCAGAAUCUGCUUCAGAAUAUGAAAAAGUAGUCGAUUUGCCAACAGAUUACGAUCUAAAAUCGAAUGAAUCAAACAACGCGGAUGAAGAGUCGACCGAUGAACAUCAAGAUAUCGACAUUUUUGGCUUUUCAAAGCCCUCGUACUCGAUAUAUUUCAAUCGCACUGUUCACAUCAACAACAUAACUCAUGCUGAUGUUAUCAGUGAAGGCAUUUUUGAGUUUUACAAGCUGAAUUCUACAGUAAAAAGCUUGGGUUUGGUGUGUAGUAUAAGUUUUGAAGGCUUGAAAAUGGUGGAGAACACGACUGCAAAGGUUUUUUGGACUGAUUUGCAAUCUAUGACAAGGUUAUCGAACACAUCGACGUAUAAUGUGAAUGGGAGUGAUAUGGAGAAUGUUAUUAAUACGGUAAGAUAUUUUUAAAAUUCCGAAAUUAGUAAAAAAUUGAUUUUAUUAAGCCGCGUCAAAAAGAAUUCAACUUUUUUGCUAUAUAAACACACUGAAAAACAACCAAUUCUUUUUGACGCGCUUUUGUUUUUUGGUCAUAAAGUUUGUAGAAGAAUGAAAAUUUAUAAGCUUGGUCAAACAGUAAAUAGAGCAGUUUUUUAGCUUUAGUUUGAGCCAGUUUUUUUUAACUUUUCUACAAACUUUUUGACCGAGAUAUAGCGAUUUGAAAGCGCCGCAUGGAGCAAAAAAAGUAUUUUUUUGUCCUUUUCUGUAAAGAAAGUUAUUGCAAUUUUUGAAAAAUAUUUUUUGUAAAGAAAGUUUUUGCAUUUGUUUCGAAACUUUAAAUUUUUUUUUAAAUUUUAAAAAUUAAUUUUUUCAAACUUUUCAGGGCAUAAGACCAGCUUGUACCGCAGUAAUGUCACUGGAGAAUAUGGAUGAAGAAGUUACAGUAUACUCAAGAAGCCUGACUUUUCAAGCCUUCCGGCCGUCUGAAAUCAAAAUCUGGCCAAAAAAGGUUUCGGCCAAGAAAUUCGCAAAAGUUCGAUUGGAAUGUGCCCACAACUACAGUGAUGUGGAGGACAUCUUCUGGUGGCACAACGAGAAGGCGGUUAAUCUGAGUGACGAGAGGUUUGAUAUGUAAGUUUUCGUGGUGGGAGCUGAUUUAAAUUUUUUUUUAAAAAGUAUGUUUUAAUAGGGCAUUCUGUAAUAGGGGAACGGUAAAAUACUGUAGGGUCGGGUAGGGUGUGAUAAGAUACUGUAGGCAAGAGUAUUGUAGAGUGAGAUACUGUAUGGUCGGGUAGAGAAUGAAAAGAUACUGCAGAGAAAACUACCGUGAGGUAAGGUACUGUAGGGUUGGGUGGGAUACGGUACUAUACAGUAGGGUAGGGUACUGUAGGGAAGAGUAUUAUAAGGUACUGUACGGUUGAGUGGGAUACGGUACGAUACAGUAGGGAAAGGUAGGGAAAGACUAGGGAAGAGAAUUAUAGGUUACUGUAGGGUCGGGUGGGAUGUAAUGGGAUACUGUAGAGUAAGAUGAGUUAGUGCAAGAUAAUAUAUAUAACAGUAGAAAAGAUACUGUAGAUAGGGUAGGGUAGGGUAGGGUAGGGUAUGGUAAGGUAAGGUAGGGUAGGGUAGGGCACAUUUUUCUAUCUUUGACAUUGUUUUGAUUAAAUGCCGUAUUUUACCUUUUUCUUCAAUUUCAGCUACAGUAACCCAUUGGCGGUGAGUGUGCUCUUCAUUCAAGAGAUCGAGCAAAAGCAUAUUGGUCUAUACGAAUGUGGCAUCAGACUCAAAAACAAUGUUACAGUAAAAGGCUACGAGAUGGCUGAAGUUACAGUACAACGCCAUGGUCAUGAUACCAUAAUACCACAAGAACCAGUAGCUGCACCAGAUACUGUGGAAGUUCGAGAAGGUGCACCACUGUUUUUAGAGUGCUGGGACGACCGAGUCGACAGCGUGUGGUACCGUAUUGGUGCUAAUGGUAAAGAAAUGGUCUCGAACUCGUCGGUUUUACAAAUUGAAAGUGUUGAGAGUGGUGAUAAGGGUAUCUAUGAGUGCUUUCAAACAGAUGGCAAUGACACGACACACAUCUUCAAAACUAACAUCAUUGUCAAACGUAUGUUUAUGUUUGCUAAACCUGUUAGGCUUGUUCGUACUAAGUAUAUGAUGAAUAGGCUGCUUCAAAGUCAGAGCUGAAGCCUAAGUUAAAUCUUAAGUCUAACAAUAGCCUGAGCCUAGUAAGCCUAAGCUUACUAAACCCAAGCCUACUAAACCCAAGCCUACUAAGCCUAAGCCUACUAAGCCUAAGCCUACUAAGCCUAAGCCUACUAAGCCUAAGCUUACUAAGCCCAAGCCUACUAAGCCUAAGCCUACUAAGCCUAAGCUGACUAAGCCCAAGCCUACUAAGCCUAAGCCUUAUACGUCUUAGUCAACCAUGCCUUAAUUUAUGAAGCCUAGGCCUAGUAAGCCAACGAUUUUUAAAGCUUAAUCUGUAUAAAGUUUAAUCUCAUACUAAUAUCCGAUAACUUAAGUACAUCUGUAAAAAUGUGACUAGUUUUUGCGCGGUAUGAUCUAAUAUUGCUGUUAUAAGUAGAUAGCCUUAGAGAAAUUACAAGAAAUCGUAUUACGCAACGUUUUCUUAUGUAAUUUUAUGGUUUUAUAUAAUACUUGCCUCGAUGUAAAACGACCCAAAAAAAUUACUGCGAGUGCUGGGAUCUUACUCUGCAUUUCCUCGAGGGUUCACUUAAAAACAUUCCUAAAUUUUUUAAAAAUCUUUAAAGCUAAGCCUAAACUUAAGUCUAAACCAAAUCCAAAUCCAAAGCCUAAACUUCAGACUAAGCUUAACCUACGCUCAAGCCCAAGCCUACUCUUAAGCCUAAAAGACUAAGCUUGAGCCUAGAUUUACAAUUAAAAUUAAGCCUGAGUUUCCGCUUAACCCUGAGCUAAAGCUUCAGACUAAGCCUAAAAAUUAAGCAAAGGCUUAUACCUAAAUCUGAGUCUAAGCCUAACACUAAGCCUAAUUCCCGACUUCAGCCUCACUUAAAGCUUAAACCUAAACUUAAGCCUAAGCCUAAAAAUAAGUUUAAGCCUAAGCCUAAGCCCAAGCCCUUAAAUCAAAGCCUAACAUUUAAAAUUUCAGCCCAACUAUUCGAAUACGAAGUAGAAGACUUUACCCUGAUCCAGAAGAACCAAGGUACUCCAGUCAAAAUCAUGUGUGAAACCCACCCUUCUCUGGACGAAACCCCAAGUAUGGCCAAAUGGUACAAGAACGGUCAAGAGAUAACGGAAAGAGAGAGAGUUUACAAGAGAGUCGAGGAUAUUGAGGAUGGCUUGGUCAUUGGCAAAGCGCUGUUCAUCUCUUUGGCACAGAAGAACGAUGAGGUAAGGAACUUUCUUUACAGCCAGUUUUGGGUUUCAAGUUUGUCAAAAUUUUUUUUGGUUUUUUGGUCGAUAAAUUUUUUUUUUGGUCGAUAAAUUUUUUUUCAAAAUUUUUUGGUCGAUAAAUAAAUUUUGGUUUGUUGGUCAAUAAUUUUUUUUCGCUCGAUAUUUUUUUAAAUAUUUUGGUCGAUAAAUUAAUUUUUAUUUUUUAGUCGAUAAUUUUUUUUUGAUUUUUUGGUCGAUAAUUUUACAGAAAAAAAAAUUUUCGGUCGGUAAAUUCAAUUAAAAAAUCAAUUUUUUCACUUUUCAUACCCAAACUCACGUACUAUAUUCCAGGGUAUGUACGAAUGUGUGAUCCGAAAGGACAAAGCCCAACGAGUACAGCACAACCUUCUACAGGUCAAAAAGUCCACAGAACUUGAACUCAAAAACCUUAAAAUGCUGGUAGAUCACCCCUCCGCGACUUUUCAUGCCCAUUUUGAUCUACCCGAACCUCUACAGUACUGGGACGGUCUAGUAUCCACCUACUUCCUCGUGUACCACACAGCUGAUGGUCAACGUGCGCUGAACGUGAUUCCAAAGCACGGUGCCAAGUGUACCGAAGACAAUCAUUGCACGAUGGAGGUACGACCACCGAACCCGCUUGACGUCGCUACUGACUAUACGUUCCGUAUCAGUAUGGUACUGAAUGAGAAGUUGUCGGUGAUAACACCCUUAUCAGCGCCGGUGAAUGCGACCAGUUGGGACGGUGUGGCCAGAAGUUCGUUGGAGCUGAUGUGGGGAUUCAAGGACGAGCAUUUGGAGAUCAAGUGGUCCAAGCCGAAGGUGCAGGGUGAGCUCAAGGACUACCAUAUGGACCUGUUCAACCUGUCACCAGCCUUGAACCUUGAAGAUGGAGCAGCUGAAGUGGCGUCGAGAGAGAAGGGUCAACUUCAGCGAUUCCGAGUGCUGAUCCCAGCCAACAAGACCAGUUAUCAGCUUGAUAUACCAGCACCAUUCGCUUUCAAAGUUCGUAUUAUACCAAGGACAAGGUCGUUGUUACCAUCGCCAUACAAACUAGAAUCCGUCCGUGAUUUCGGCUACACGCUCAUCGUGGUAAACGAAAAUCAACCGUUUGAAGUCGACUGGUCGAUUCCGGCUCCAAAGCCGAGGAUCUACCAAAUUGGUGCUGAGCCAAAGCUCAAGUUGAGGUUCAAGGAGCUGCCGAAGAAGGAUGAUCGUACUACAACAUCGAUCCGAGUGCAUUAUCGACCGUUGUCGAAUCUGUAUCAAGACGAGAACAAAGAAUCGAAUGAAGUCAUUGAUUCUGAAGUAGAUACCAAUCACUCUACGGUAGCUGAGUUCACGAACAACGUCAUGACGUUGACCGAAGGGCUCAAGGUCGGGACGGUGUAUCAGGUCUGCUCGGCUUAUGAAAAACGUGAAAAUUUGGAUGUUCCAAAGGACGGAAAUGCUGGUACUGUAGGUCAAAAUGACCGUAAUACUGUAGCGAAUAACAUACAUAACGCGGUCGAACAUGGUACUGUAAACAAUACUAAUACAACAAGUUUUAACAGCACAAUACCUGCAAACACACCUACUACAACAUCGUCGAAUAGCUCUGCUGUAAAAACCGCUAAUAGUACCAACCCUACAGUACUUCCAACAAACAGUACUGAUCUUGCACUACCCACAGUACCAAAAAUCGGCCUCUGGCACUGCCAAAAUGUACCACUUUUGGACCAAAAAGGCCGAGUACGUCAGCUGAAAGCGGAUGACUCCUUCUCACCAACUGCCAAACGAGAACCGAACCCAAUAGACUGUGCCAAGUUUGGAUACUGUAGAUGUGUUCAGUCCAGAGAUGACAUGUCGAUGAUGUUGGUCAGAUGGCCUCGCGAAGCUGUGGGUGAUCAUGCUGAUGUGGGAGGGUUUAUAUUACACUACACUUAUGAUGGACCGGAGGACCCUGAGGUUAAGAAGAAAAACGCGUAGGUUUUUUACCCUGCCCUACUUUCGCUACCCUACCCUACCCUACAGUACCCUACCCUACAGCACCCUACCCUACAAUACCCUAACCCACCACCACAGAAUCUUCCUUUAUCCUACCUUACUGUACAGUAUCUUUCUCUAUAGUAUUUUACCCUACCCUACUCUACAGUAUCAUGCUUUAAAGUAAUUUCCCGUAUAGUAGCUUAUCCUACUCCACCCUACAGUAUACUACUUUAAAGUAUCUUACUCUACCUUACCUAAGCCUACCCUAUUACGAUAUGACCUAACACACCUUUUCUCUAAAAACAUGGUCCCGCCACGAAAACUUACCUAUCAACUCUCCCAACCCUACUCUUUACCUUAUCCUACCCGACUCCACCUUUAAAAUUUUUAAUUUAAAAUUUUUUCAGUCAACUUUUCACCGAUGGAAACGACACCGUUACCUACAUCCAAAACCUGUUUCCCAGCUUCACCUACCGUGUCUCAAUCAACGUCUACAACUCGGACCUACAAGAGUAUCCGGGCACAGAAUUUCGCUGUAAGACCCCGGAAAGUCUGCCCAUUCCACCCCCAAUUGGCAUUAACAUAACCCAGCUGAGCGACCAUGUACUUCAAGUUUCGUGGCGACCUCCUAUACCUAAGAAGCUGCUGAACAAGGUCAAGACCUUCGAUGGGUACAACGUGCACUGGAAAAAGGUGGGACAACGUGAAGGGGCAGGUAGCUUCGUACAUGGUCAUGACGUCAACAACCAUAUAUUAACUACAGAGGCCGAAGACGAGUACGUAGUCUCCAUCACAAGUCACUCAUCAGCUUCUGGAGAAUCGCCAGUACGUUCGGAGACCGUGAGUGCUGUGGCCCGACCCAAAAGUGUACCAGACCACCACAUUCAAAAGGACCUGUACCAAGACGUGUGGGGGGACAACAUCAAGGUCAAGCAGUACCGUGAAGAGGACCACAUACCCAAGUUCUACCAGAAUGCCCACUUCCGCGAGUGGGUACUCAUCAUACUGGUCACGCUGCUCACCAUCGCCAUCUUCGGUACCAUCUUCAUGAUAGUCUACGUGCAGUGUGGUGAUCGGUUGUUCGGUAAGAACCGUGACGGUGACUUGUCCAGCUUGUCGAGCGGUCGAAGAAGUUCAGUCGGCUCAAUUCAGUCCAUUCAUGCCAUUACUGGACCGGGAGGGAAUGCGUUUGGUUUCAUUGGACUAGCCCAUCAUCUGGAGAUGCAGCAACUCCUCAACGAUCCCGAGUAUGAACCACCUCAGUUGAGUAGUCAGAACACGUUGUUGGACACGAAAGGACCGGUUGGGGGCAGGCUGAAGAAGAAGACCAACAAGCUGAUGAGUGAUCCUGGCCUAGCGAAAAGGUUAAUGGAUCUGAAUCAUGAUCCGACUGGACUGGGGAAGUCGUUCGAGGAGGUAUUGGAAGAUAUUGCGAGAGAGCAGGAGGAAAUGAUGGAAAGACGACGGUUGUCCGGGCAGAGUGAUCCACAUAGUCCUCAUGGCAAGGGGAGUGGUCAUAAGAAUGAAGGUGGUACUACUGGUACUGAUAAAAAUCAUAAUGGUACUACUAACAGCCAAAAGAAGGACAAUGGUACCAAUGUUGAUGAGAAGAACGAAAAUAACCAUAAAAAUGGUUCUACUGGUACUAAUGGUACUAAAAAUCACCAAAAUGAGCCCUCAGGUCUCCUCGACAAAAAUACCCGUACGAAUGGCUCUACUAGUCCUAAUGGUACUAAAAAUGACCAAAAACAACCCAUGGACAACUCCCACAAAAACUCAAACUCAGCCAAAAAAUCGACCGGUAAAUCAACUCAAAAUAAUCGAAAAUCAUCAGAAGAUGCCACAAAUGAAAGUGAAAAGCAGUCCCUACUAAAUGAAGACCAACAAGAUGAUAAUGAUAAGGAUUCUGAAAAAAAAUCAACCAAAAAGCCUGAUAUUAACCUAGAUUCUGAAGGAAAAGUUGAUGUUAACAUUGAUUCUCAUAGAAAACCUGAACUUUCUACUGAUUCUAAAACAUUAUCAAGCUCUUACACUGAUCUCAAGCCUCGAUCAAAGUCGAUUCUUGUCAAACCGACUUCAAAAACUAGCGGUAAAGCCAAUGGAUACCAGGGUAUAGCUCUGAAAAGUAGUACUACCAGCCUGCCAAACAAGUUUAUUCAAGUUGACAUUCAAGUUGUUGAUGAAACAGACCAUGGUGAACAUGAAGAAGAUUCUAAAGGCUUAUCAAGUGAUGUUAAUGACAUUAAAAAUGGGUCAAAAAGUCUUCAGAGCCUUGGAAAUGAGCCGAAAGUUGAGGAAAAUGGGCGAAAAAGCGAUGAAAAUAGGCCAAAAGGCGAUGAAAGUACCUCAAAAAGCGAUGAAGAUGCCCCAACAAGCCAUGAAAAUCAAAAUAUAAACCAACUAAAAGAUCAAAAUGAACUUGUAACAUCACCACAAAAUCAACAAAAAUCUACAACAUCAUUACAAAAUACCCAAGACCCCACCACAACAUCCCAAACCCAGCCUCAAACAACCCUUCGAGCUCACGAACCAUCUACAAUAACCAAGUCCAACUCUCUUGUCGGCUUCUCAAACCCAUCUUUAACUGAUCCUCAGCUAAGCCAAGACAUGUCCUCGUCUGACGGCAACAUUUGUCCACCAAUAACAUCGAGUCAACUAUUCAAACGACCGGCUUUGUCUUUCGACUCCUUCCCUGAAGAUGAACACAAGGCUCUACCUCAAGAUAGCCUAAGUCAUAAUGUCACGUUUGAUGAUAUGCCUCAUCGAAACACACACUAUGACAAUGUAAAUCAACAUAACAUCAACUAUGACAACAUGAAUCAACACAACAUAAACUAUGACAAUAUUGUCCACCCCCACCUCACCUACAACAAUAUCAACCAUGUCAUCCUCAAAAGCCAGAACAACAACCUAGAGCCAGUUGAAAGGCGUCGUUUGAAGACAGGCCUAGAGCCAGAGAUACCGAAUAACAACGCCGUUCACACCAGCUCAAUGCCGAAUCUUGCGGAUUCUGGAAUCGUGUACGAUGACUGUGGGAAUCAUAUUGGCAUCAUGAUACCGUUACAUACCAUCAACUCGGAGAAAAUACUACGCAAUUUUGAUUUGGAGAGAAGAUGGUGAGUUUAAAAUGAAAUUUAGCCUACAAAUGCUGCUACUUUUAGCCUAAAAAAUCAAUUUUAAGCCUAAACUUUGCAUAACAGCAUAAAAAUUGAACGUAAGCCUAAAGUAUUCAAUUUAAGCCUAAAACUUAACUUUAAACCUAAACUACAAAUUUUAAGUCUAAGAUACUAAUUUUAAGCCUGAAAAUUGAUUUUAAGCCUAAAAAAUUGACUUUAAGCCUAAAAAUUUAUUUUAAGCCUGAAAAAUCGAUCUUAAGCCUGAAAAACUAAAUCUAAGCCUAAAAUACAAACUUUAAACCUAAAAAUUAAUUUUAAGCUUAAAAAAUUAAUUAUAAGCCUAAAAAUUGAUUUUAAGCCUAAAAAUUGAUUUUAAGCCUACAAAUAGAUUUUCAGCCUAAAAAAUUAAUUUUAAGCCUACAAAUUUUAUUUAAGCCUAAAAUACUAAAUUUAAGCUUAAAACACUAACUUCAAACCUAAAAAAUUGACUUUAAGCCUAAAGAAUUAAUUAUAAGCCUAAAAAUUGUUUUUACGCCUAAAAUACUAAUUUUGAGCCUACACAUUGAUUUUAAGCCUAAUAAAUCCAUUUUAAGCCUAAAAACUAAAUUAAUUUUGAAAAGCUCAUUUUAAGCCUAAAAAUUCAUUCCAACUUUUAAAAAUUAAACUUAAGCCUAAGAACGUACUAAUAAGCCUAAACCUUUUAUUACCGGUCCAAUUUCAGCCGACUAGACAAGCACCAAACCAGUGACAAUGAGACCGAAACCAGUUCAUCGGCCGCCUCUUCUCGAGGUUCCGACCAGUCGGAGCCUCUCGGGCCAGUAACUCUACUAUCACCUACCGAUGCCUACCAUGCUUUGGGUUCGAGAACUUACUUGAAAGACACCGAGUACGAUGACAAUGCCAUUGAAAUGCGUGAAUUCAAGAUUGAACCGGUCUAA